Molecule: messenger RNA, 1710 nt
Organism: Electrophorus electricus (electric eel)
Lineage: Eukaryota; Metazoa; Chordata; Actinopteri; Gymnotiformes; Gymnotidae
Source: RefSeq, a predicted model, not a curated record
AUGAACCUUGAGAAAAUAAAAAGGGCUUAUUAUACAAUAGGUUUUCCCUCUGGCGGGGAACACUGCCAGUACACGGGCAGCGACCACACCUCCUCCUGCCCCUACUUGGAGUGUCAGGAGCGCUCGCGAGACCGGGUCUGCGACCCGCAGUGCAAGAACCAGGAGCGCAAAUGGGACGGGGGCGACUGUUCCCUGCACUGGCCGCACCCCUGGGAGAACUGCACUGCGCAGGUGAACUGCUGGGAGCUCUUCCACAACGGCCGCUGCGACCCGGAAUGUAACAACCCAGGCUGCCUCUUCGACAGCUUCGAGUGUCAGAAGACGUCACCCUCUGGCUCCAGCACCUGCAAAUACGAGAGGUACUGUCAGGACCAUUACCAGAACGGCCACUGUAAUCAAGGCUGUAACACGGAGGAGUGUGGCUGGGACGGGCUGGACUGCUCGACGGACACACCGGCCCAGCUGGCCGAGGGCACGCUGGUGUUGGUUGUCCUGUUGCAGCCCAGAGAGCUUCUGGGAGACCUGAAGGGCUUCCUGCGCUCCCUGGGGAACCUCCUCCACACCAACCUGCAUGUCAGACUGGACCAAAAGCAGCAGCUCAUGGUCUACCCGUACUACGGCAUCGAGGAGGACCACGCCCACAUGGGGGGCGGGGACACGAGGAAACUGGGCAAGCGAGAGCUGGAGAAGGAGGUCAUUGGGUCCAAGGUGUAUCUGGAGAUUGAUAACAGACAGUGUGUCCAGAACUCCAACGACUGUUUCUCCAGGACCGACCUGGCUGCCUCCUACCUGGCUGCGGAGUACCUGAAAGCGGAUCUGCCUUAUCCCAUCUUCGCUGUAUCCAGUUUCACGGGUGCUCUGUGUAUGGAGAACAUUGAUGACUGCAUCCCAAAGCGCUGCCAUCACGGCGUGUGUAAGGACGGCAUCGCCACGUUCACGUGCGAGUGCUUUCCAGGGUAUAUGGGCCGCAUUUGCAGCGAGCAGGUGAAGGAGUGUUACAGCGACCCCUGUCAGAACGGAGGUCACUGUGUCGACCUCGUCAAUGGAUACCAGUGCAACUGCCUACUGGGGACGUCAGGUGGGAAUUGUGAGAACAAUCACGAUGACUGUGCCAGCAACCCCUGUGUCCAUGGCACCUGUGAAGAUGGAAUUAAUGAGUACAAGUGUGUGUGUAAGCCUGGUUACACAGGUGAGCGCUGCACAGAGGACAUAGAUGAGUGCAGCUCCAGCCCAUGUUUGAGUGGAGGGACCUGUUUGGAUAAGCCCAAUGGCUUCCAGUGCCAGUGUCCCACAGGCACACACGGCCAGUUCUGCACUGACGACGUGGACGAGUGCUGUCUGCAGCCCAACACCUGUCAGAACGGAGGCACCUGCAGCAACACGGUGGGCGGCUACUCCUGCAUGUGUGUGAACGGGUGGAGUGGACUCGACUGCUCGGAGAACAUUGACGACUGCGCUCUCCACCCCUGCCUCACCGGUGUCUGUCAGGACCGCGUCGCCUCCUUCUUCUGCAGCUGCCCAUUCGGCAAGACCGGUUUGCUGUGUCACGUUGAUGAUGCGUGCAUUAGCAACCCGUGCAGGGCAGGAUCUCAGUGUGACACCAACCCUGUUAAUGGCAAGUUCAACUGCAACUGUCCCUCCGGAUACAAAGGGAACACAUGCAACGAUGACAUCGAUGAAUGCACCAUCGGUGAGGGCAGGAGAGUCUAG